Paracoccidioides brasiliensis Pb18 is the source of this 465-nucleotide messenger RNA. RefSeq lists its product as uncharacterized. Gene Ontology annotation, molecular function: oxidoreductase activity. Bases 1 to 465 code for a protein of 154 amino acids. The transcript is spliced from 2 exons. The record is from RefSeq and is a predicted model, not a curated record.
AUGGUACAAUUUUGUCGAGAAUCCUGCUCUAGUCGUCCCGAAAACCAAGUCACCCUUGAUCACGACGCUUUCCAAGUCUUUCAAAUCAUCUCGUCUGCAGCGGAGCCUUCUUUUUCAGACGAAGAGAAUGUGAAAUCGGUCUACUACCCAGAAGUGGAGAAGCUGAUUCUUGAAAAAGUCCCUGGCGCACAUCGUGUUUUCAUCUUUGAUCACACAAUUCGCCGCACCAACCCAGGCGCUGAACGUGCACCUGUCUUCAGAGCGCAUAUAGACCAGACUCCUGCCGUAGCUGUGGAACGGGUUGGACACUACCUCCCAGAGGAAGCGGAGCAGUCGCUCAGCGCUCAUUAUCGAAUUACCAACGUAUGGCGAGCAUUAAAUGAGCUAGUUCAAGUCACUCCUCUCACCUUUGCAGCGGCAACUUCAGUGCGCGACGAGGAUAUAGUAGGCAUUGAACAUCGGUAA